CCAGGGGAGAUAGGAGGGGAGGGGCUGUGAUUGGCUGAAGUGGGCCUGUUGCUAUGACGACGGCUAGGGGUUUGGUAGCGUUGCCGUGCGCUGUGUGAUCUGCGCGCUGCGUGUAUGGAGGAAGCAGCUGCUGAUCUGAUCUCUGACAUUGUGUGAGACAGACAUCUGAAUAAACUGCGGACCGACCUUUCUUUAAACACUUCGCACCGAGGCACGCUGUGCAUGAAUACCUCUUUGGUUUAAUGGGUCCAAUCAUUGGGAUGUCACCAGAUAAAAAAUCCGAGAUCCCGGGUAUGCCAGAAGAGCGGACAGGACUGAGAGGCGUGUGCGGGAUGGGGACCCUGCCUGAAGCCGAGUGUGCAUCAAGUCCGUUAGCGACCAGCGUGGACCGAACCGAAGGUGACGAGGAACUCACAAACUUGAACUGGCUCCACGAAAACCUACUGCAGAACUUCACACUGGGUGGACCCGAAGCUCAGCCCAGCGCCAGCCCACUGCUCGACAUAGAGGGGGACUACGGGUCAGAACAAGGUCCCUCCGGCACCCCUCCUCACGACAGAGUAGGACAUGCCGUCAAAUCAAAGCCGCCAUUUUCUUUUUCGCUACUCAUCUACAUGGCCAUCGAGCAAUCCCCCCGCAAGUCCCUCCCAGUUAAAGACAUCUAUGGCUGGAUUCUGGAGCACUUCCCUUACUUCUCCAAUGCCCCGACCGGCUGGAAGAACUCUGUGCGCCAUAACCUGUCCCUGAAUAAAUGCUUCCGUAAGGUCGACCGGAGUUUAGGAAAGGCCAAUGGGAAAGGCUCUCUGUGGUGCGUUGAUCCAGAGUACCGCCCGAACCUGAUCCAAGCCCUGAAGAAGCAGCACUUCCCAGCCGCACAUGCCUUCUGCACACCUCCUGCCUCCCCACCCAGUGCCUCCUCACCACCUCGUCAUCUCCUUCUACAAAGCUGCUCAUUUAAAGAGUCUGACAUUGACGCUGCCACUGCCAUGAUGCUCUUAAACUCUGCCCCAGGGCACCACGUUGAUCCAUGUAACUCUGAUGUCCCUCUGGACUUGUCCCGCCCGGACUCGGUGCUGGUGAGCAGUGACCCAAAGCAGGACCAUAACUACAGCAGCAUGGCCCUACAGCGCUGCUCGUCCCGCUCCUCCUCCUCCUCCUUGUCCUCUCUAGAUGAAGAGGGCUGUGAGCAUGCCCAGUCAAUCCGCGCCGGCAGCGAAGGUUUCCACAGCGAGGAGGACAUGGACCUGUGGGAUGAGAAAGGGGUGCAGCUGCCCCCCCUGCGCCGCCCCGCCCCCAUCAAGUGGCCCAUCCGCAAACGGGCCCGCCACGAGAUCAAGGUGGAGCUGGACGAGGAGCUGAAGGAGGCCGCCGGCUCGCUGCUACACUUGGCCGGGAUCCGCAGCUGCACAGAGGGCUCCAAACGCAAGAGCACAAAACACCAUCGAAAAUGAAGAUUUUUUUUAAACUCCAUCAGACUCCACCUCCUGUGUGACCCCUGACCUCUACCCCCUGUCCCGGUGUGCCUCCUUUUCCUAAUCCGAUCGCUCACCUGACAUUUUCAGCCUCUGUUUUGUUUGGGAUAACCCUGUUCAACACCCACAAAUGGCAAUAGUUUCACAGUUCACACAGGAGAGCAAAGCCAUAUAGAGACUUUUGUAACUCGGGGCGAACUUCAGUGGGGGGGUGGGGGGGGAUGAGUGUUUGGGCACUGGAGAUACCUAUCCAAAAUGACCUGCCUGCUUCUGAUGGACUACUAGACUAUGGUGAUUCAAAAGAAAAUGGGACUUUUUCUAAAGAGUUGCAUGCUUCCUCCUCAAAACCUGUAUCCUCUUCCAAGUGAAUCUAUUUAAGAAGCGAAUGAGUGCAUGUUUGUAACAGACAAAACCUAACCUCCUGGUGUGAGCAGUUUCUCCUUUUUGUGCUAAAGAUGCCACUGUUUUUUGAACAUUUUGACCUUUGAAUCCUCGUAGGAGAGAUGCAAUAAUUACUAUCCACAUCAUUAACUUUUUCAAAAUACUCUGGUGGCAUAUUGAGUUGAGAAUUUUCGUUUAAUUUAAUUUGAAGAGAAUGAAUGGAGUUGGAGUAGUAUUAUUAAUUAUUGUUAGCACAUUUUACUCAGAAUGAGGAUUGGUAUUACUUUGCCACUGCCAAAUCGAUUCGCAAAGUCAGCUCUUCUACUCCACUCAGUCUUAUGUGACCAUCCUAGUGCUCUUUAAAUGAAUGUUGUUUCGUUUAUUUUCGCUCACCCACUUACAGUCUGUCAUUAAUCAGUGUGUUGUUGACAUUUACUGUGCAAGCUCAAAGCCUAUAUCCACAUGUUUAGCCUCUGCAACAUCUGCGCAUCGUGCCAGAUGUUCAGACAUAGGUGAUCUAUCCUCCAUGGAUUUAGGUGUCAGUGUGUUGCAUGUUAACCCAGGUUUAAAUCCAAAAUGCUUGUCAAGUAUUCUGGCAUUAUAUCUCCUUUUCACAGCAGUGUGCUUGAACUAAACCAUUUCAUAUAAAAGAGUACGUAAAUGGCCACAAGGGCUCGUCUAAAAUAUACUUACUAACAUUUAAAUUACAGAACAGGUAUUCCAAAAUAUGCAGAAAAAUUGAAAAGAAUAACCCAAAACUAGAAGCCCUUGGAAAGCCCAGACCUCUGCCAAGGUGCUUGUUUUAUCUCGGAAUCGUAAAGAAAUAGUGACCGGACCAGAGAUUAAACCUAGAAAUUCUGAGCCACAAAGCUGUAGAGAGUUGUUUAAACCAGUCUAGUGUUGCACAGUUUGGACAAGCCACCAGAGUUUGGCCUCUGCUCUUCCUCCUUGAACAAAAUAAGGAAGCCCGUGCCCUCUACACACUCUGUGAAAUGGAGUGUUUGUUGUCAGCUGAUUGCAUGCAGUUUACUGAGGGGAAGUUUCAAGCCACUUUAGUAAAUGCCACAAUCCUCAUUUUGAAUUGCUGACACAGUGCAGAAUAUGCCAUGGACACGCACAACUGUACCACAAUGUAAUGCACACACUGCUUCUUCCCCUUGGGUCAAAAUAGAUACAAACCACAACAAUGUUAUAAGCAUGAAUGGUGCCAUUUUUUUCUUCUUGUGCCAGGUUCAUGGGUUAUCGUCACUGUAUUUCCCGCCAUCACUGUGUUGUUGUGAUUCAGGCAAGCAAUGGCCUAUUUUUUUAUUUCAAUUAUUUAAACAGGAAAUGGGAGAGAAGGACUUUGCUCAUAGCUGUGACUUAACCAAUUUUUUUUUAUUUUUUUUGCUAUCGAUUUGGAGCUGUAUACUGCAGCUGUCAUUCACUCUUGCAUACACUGGUCUUAUUUAGCUGUGAAAAGAACAAAUUGAUUGUUCGUUAAUCAUCAUCUUAUUUAUGACUUUAAUUUAUGGGAUUAUUAAAUUCAAACUCUUAUUGUUAAGGCUUACAAUGAGGCACAUACAAUAUUUCUCUCCCUGUUUUUAUUUUUCAGCAAUACGCCUUCACUAUAUUGGUAGUGAUCAAGUAUUUUGCCAAUGUUGUUUGUGUUUAAUUUAACCAUGACUGCCAAGUUUUUAUGUUGUUUGUUUUGCUUUUUCUUGAACUUGAUAGAAAACAGUUAAUUAACACUUAUCCUGAAUCCUUUUGUUGCCAAAUGGAUAUACAGCUGGGGUAUCAAAUUUUAGAUGGAUGCUUUCCCUGUGUACUGUAGACUUUUGUUGAAUGAUAAUUUGAUCAUUUUACAUGAUUGUUUUGUAAGAUUUAUGUUAGAUAUUAUGGCUCUAGUCAAAAGAUUAGCCCUACUUUUAAUCCAAGAAAACUGCCACUAAUGCAUCCUGUCGGGUGUAGAAAUAUUGAAGCUAAAAAUCUGAAACUCAGUAAAAGGAAGGCUGCUGCUUAGUUACUAUCUGUUUAGUAUCAUUUUGUUCCCAUUUUGACAGUAGCACUUGCAAAAAAGGUUGUCAAAUUAUUGGUGACCCUUAAUCAGCAAAUUUAUCAAACAAAAUGCAAACCACCACUUUGUUACUCAACAACGUUCAUUAUUUUAUUAUAUAGUUCUGCAGUCACCAUGGGUAUGAUAAUAAUGUACAUUUUGUUGCAUUUGACAAAGCUGCCAAACCAGUAUCAGUCUGUGUCCAUUGUCUGCCAUGUCUGUUGAAUGACACAGCCUUUUGGUUUUUGUAUGCUAACCUCUGUUGAUAAAAUGUUUAUAAGAUUUAUUUUCGCCAAAGAUAUGCAAUUGCAUUAUAUAUGGUAUUACAAAAUAUUAAUAAAAACCUGUUCUUGUUA
Molecule: messenger RNA, 4244 nt
Organism: Periophthalmus magnuspinnatus
Lineage: Eukaryota; Metazoa; Chordata; Actinopteri; Gobiiformes; Gobiidae
Gene: foxn2a
Product: forkhead box N2a
Exons: 6
Coding region: 243-1451 (402 amino acids)
Biological process (GO): regulation of DNA-templated transcription
Cellular component (GO): nucleus
Molecular function (GO): DNA-binding transcription factor activity; cis-regulatory region sequence-specific DNA binding
Source: RefSeq, a predicted model, not a curated record